GCAGCGACGGUAUAUAGUUGUGCGGCGUCGCAGGAGGAGUUGUCAGUGACGCGGAGUCUGUGGUUUGGAGUGUGACCGGGCGGAGCCAUGUGGAAGAGCGCCGUGAUUCUCAUUUGGGCCUGCCUGGUGCUGCCGGCAGUAUUCGCUCUGCCCGCGAUCAGCCGCGCCAAGCGCCAGCGCGGUUACACCGAGCAGGAGUUGGUCGCGGCUCCGUACGGCGCCCGCCCGCCGUCUGGUCCCACUGCGGUGCCCAACCGGGCCUACGGAGAAGUCCCCUCCGAGCAGGACCAGCAGCGGUUCUCGACCCCCCGACUCGGCCCGAGCCAGGCGAGCGUGCCCCCGACGGUACUCCCGCAGCGGAGAGGUAACGCCCGCGGGUCGAAGAGAUUCGGUGGCGUGGGGAGUUCCAAUCUCCAGAAUGAGGUGCGGGGCGUGUUCAGAGGCGCUCCCGAGUCUCUGAUCGGUCUCGCUGUCCUGGCCAGAACGGCAGGUGAUUUCAGCUCAGCUAGCGGACGACAGGGUCGGUUUGAUGAUCAGCAGCCGUCUACCUUCGCGACCGCCCCUGGCUUGCAGCAGAGCUACAACUCGGCUUCAAGUCCUGGGCCUGUGGUGAAGCUUCAAGGUGUUCCUGCCCCUAACAUCCAGUCAAACUAUAAUGGACAAGGCCCCACUUCUAUUCCGAUCCCCAUUCCUCGGCCAAAUCUCGCCCCUGACGCCGGGAUCAAUUCCAACACCAUCUCUGCCCUCGAACCAGCGCAGAACUACGCUGCUCCUCCUGACCCUCGCCCCAACUACGUCCAAGGAGCUGCAGUUCCGUCCAUCAUCCUCCCCCGUCCCACCGUCUCUCCCAGUCCGGUGCCCGGACCCAGCUCUCUGCAACUGGAGCGUCCCAUCGCGAGCCCUCAGCGGGAGCGGCGACCCAGCGACCGGCAGCAGGCGGGCUACCGGACCGCCCUCAAGACCCUGUCUGGAGCGGCCCGUGCUGCCCAGAUCCAGAGGAACGUCGCGUAUGACGGCGGCAAUCAGCAGGAGUUUAGAGACCAGCAACCAGAGUAUAGAAAUCAACAGGAAGGGUUCAGGAACCAGGAGCCUCAAUUCACAAAUCAGCAGCAGGAGUUCAGAGAUAAUCAGCUGGAAUUCAUAAAUCAGCCAACGCAAUACAGGAACCAGCAGCAGGAGUACAGGAAUCAGCAGCAGGAGCUCAGAGGUAAUGGACUAGAAUCCAUAACCCAGCAGCCGCAAUACCGGGAUCAGCAACAACAGCUCAUUGAAAAGCAACCAGAGGCCUACAAUCCGGCUGCUUACAUGCAGGACCCCGCCCGCUACGAGUUCCAGUGGGGCGUCAAGAAUGCCGACGGCGCCGACUUUGGGCACCGCGAGGCGCGCAGCGGGGACCUCACCGAGGGCUCUUACUACGUCCUGCUGCCGGACACGCGCACACAGACGGUCAACUACCGCGUGGACGGCCAGAGCGGCUUCGUGGCUGAUGUGCGGUACGAGGGGCAGGCGCAGUACCCUCGUGGAGACGGAGAGACUAGCCAGUACAGACAGCGGGAGGCAGGCAGAGUGAGGGAGGUGGUGUCAGUCGGCUACCGGGAGUCUGAUGAGAGGAGGCAGCCGACGGGUAACCAGCAGUUCGGGCUUCAGGCGGAGGCUGGAUAUCAGGAGUAUACGAGUCAAGACGGGACUGGUUACCAGACUCCCGAUCAAGGACGGAACGGCAACCAACUCCACGGACGGGAACAAAACGGCUACCAGCCUCAGUCCCAGAAUGGUUACCAACCUCAAAGCAACGAGCUGACCAACUACCAGUCUGAGACUCAGGAGCUAGAUGAUUACCAGCCCCGAGGCCAGGAGCAGAGCGGCUAUCGCCCCGAUCUUCAGCCUCAAUCGCGCUCCCCGUCCGAGGCCCAAAACCAGUUGGACUAUCAGACCCAGGGUCUCAAACAGUCUGGAGAUUACCAGUCAGAAACGCCGCUGCAGCAAACCUAUCAGGCCAACACGAGCUAUCAGCCUCAGGAACAGCGGUCCGGAUACCAGCCGGGGGCCCCGGAAGCGGCUGGUUAUCACGCACAGAACCGAGGGCAGUUGAGAUACCGGCCCCCAAAUCCGCUCCAGCAGUCCGGGUAGCAGACGGAGUCGCCGGUGAGGCCCGACUUCCAGCAGUCGGAGCCUCAGGGUCGGUACACUUAUCAAGCCUAGAAAUGGCAAACUUUGUUACCGACACUCAUAACGUGAACGUCGAUUUUAAAUGAGUUAUGUGUUCUGCAGAUUGCCAAAGAUAACCAGGAAGCAGCCCUCCCUCACUAAACUAAACCAGGCUCUGGCCAAUUGUGAGUUUCCUGAUGUUGCAAUGUGAAAAUCGACCGCGACAAGGGCCAGCCGUGCCACUACCGGUACGGGGCUCCAGUCAAUGGGUCAUUUGCGGCGCGGUUCCCACAGGCUGACAUGACCCCUGAACCGGAGUCGAGUCGGGUCGUGGUGUGCCAUCACCGCUCACUAUAAAGAUUAAAAACUUCCUUCCCUCUCCGAACGCGGUUUAGGCUAUUACAACACUAAACAAAAUGUGUAUUGGCUGAAAAAACUUUUGUUUUUCACGCGUUUAUUGUUGUUCGCGUCGGCUAUGUUAUGUUGUAGUUUACAUUACAAAGAACGAGAUAUUCAUCGACAAUCUGAAUUUGUGGGGUAAAUUAUAUAGAUUAAUUUACUCAGAACAAGUCAGUACUUAAUUUCCUUUGUGUAAAAUAUCUUGCACAAAUAUCGGAUGGUAUUUAUGUGAAGAUCUAUCUGUCAGGCGAGAGCAAUGGUUCUUUCUGUUUGGUAACGAUGUGCCUUUGGAUAUGGUUUGCGUUCGCUUGGUUUUGUUACGUUCAUAGCAGUUCCUGUUGCAUUGUUAAGUUCCUUUGUUAUGAAAUGGUGUAUGCAUGAAAGUCAAUAAAUGCACGCAUGCUAUUCA
Amphibalanus amphitrite is the source of this 2956-nucleotide messenger RNA. RefSeq names its product protein argonaute-2-like. Gene Ontology annotation, cellular component: extracellular matrix. The coding region runs from base 88 to 2130 and encodes 680 amino acids. NCBI's taxonomy places the organism in Eukaryota, Metazoa, Arthropoda, Thecostraca, Balanomorpha, Balanidae. The transcript has 3 exons. The record is from RefSeq and is a predicted model, not a curated record.